UCCCGCGUCAUGGCGUAAUAUCCAUUGUGUGUUUAUCAUUGCAACGCGUACGUUUUGUAAGAAGUGACAUCGAUAUACACGAAAAAAAAAAAAAAAAAACGCAAAUCAGCCGUGAUUUAAUUAUAUUGCACUUAUCGUAAUUUCACUAGCGCAUCAAAGAGUCAUCUCGCAAAAUCCUAACGUGACACGAGCAACAUGUUCAGUCUUAGCGAAAUUGAGGAGCAGCUGCAAAAUGCUAGCCGACAGUUAGUUGGAGUCUCUUUCGUCGGUCAAGCCCUUGUAUUAGAUACCGCCGAUACCGCUUCCCCAGUGGUACAAGCGAUAAAAGAAUGUCCGUGUUUGGAGUAUUUAGACUUGGAAGGAAAUACUCUGGGAAUACCAGCUGCAGAAGCUAUAGCAGAAGCAUUGCAAGAGAAGGGAGCUCCUCUGAAGAAAGCACUAUGGAAGGACAUGUUUACUGGUCGUUUAAAAACAGAAAUUCCAAAAGCAUUAGAGCAUCUAGGAACUGCAUUGUGUAUUGCUGGCAGUCAACUCACUGAACUUGACUUGAGUGACAAUGCUUUUGGACCGAUUGGCGUACAGGGUUUAGCAAAUCUGUUGACAUCAAGCCCCUGUUACACUCUUCAGGUGUUGAGAUUGAACAAUAAUGGUUUAGGGAUAUCAGGAGGAAAAAUGUUGGCUAAAGCUUUGGAAAAAUGUCAUGAAAAUAGUUCUAAAGAAGGUAAGCCACUUGCUCUGAAAGUUUUCAUCGUUGGCAGAAACAGAUUGGAGAACGAGGGUGCGCAAGCACUGGCAGCUGUGUUUGAAAAGCUGAAAACAUUAGAAGAAGUUAUAAUGCCACAAAAUGGCAUAUAUCACGUAGGCAUUACAGCAAUCACGAAAGGAUUAUCUGUCAAUCCUAAUCUGCGAGUGUUGAAUUUGAACGACAAUACAAUUGGGUUAAAAGGAGCUAAAGCUCUUGCGAACGUUCUGCCAAAUUUUCGAGGUCUGGAGGAGCUAAAUCUUGGAGAUUGUUUGUUGAAGAGUAAAGGAGCUUCAGUUUUAGCAGAGACACUGACAAUUCACGGCAAUCAUACAUCUCUCAAAAUUCUGGAUUUAAGUAACAAUGAGAUACGCAUGGAUGCUGGAAUUAUUAUUGCUCAAUCCACGCACGAUAAAAGUCUGUUGACGAGUCUGCAAUUAAACGGUAAUUGUUUUGGAUCAGAGGGAAAAGAAAAAGUUGAGGAAGUUCUUGCAACAAUGGGAAAAAACGACAUAUUGAGUCCGUUGGAUGAGGAUUACAGUGAAGAUGAAGAGGAAGAAGAUGAGGGUGACGACGACGACGACGAUGAUGACAAAGAAAAAACAAGCGAAUGCGAAAGCUCCGUCAAUGAAGAUGAGGAAAGUGAUGAAAAUAAUAUGACUGUCAAAGAAAAUAACAAAGCACAAGAUGGCGUUACGCAACGUGCAGUGGUAACGGUACCAGAAUUUCUGGCAUCACCAAUAGGAGAGAAACUAUUGCUAUUACAAAACGAUAGUGUACAAGCUUUUGUUGAUUAUGCAAUGAACUUGGCAAAACAGAGCGAAGACAAUACGAAACAAAAAUUUAUACAGGAGCUUUUGCAGAUAAUCAUGAAGGUAUCAACAUUAUGCGGCAGUGGCUACAUGGAUGUGAGAAUGAAAGCAGAAUCCUUGUCGGAUGCUUUGUACGCAAAGCUCUUCUCUUAUGCUGUAGAAAACAAUCAAAUUCCGAAUUUAAAUAACGCAUUACUAGUAAAUCUUGGCUUACUGAAAGACGAAGACAAAAGCUACAGAAAAAAUCAGUGGAACUUAGAGGGAUGUUUUAAAGCGUUGGAAAAAAUUUGUCAAAGAGAUUAUUUUCCGGUACAAGUAAGGAGUACGUUAAAAGUAUUCUUAGAAAGACCGAUGAAAACUAGUCGCGCGAACGUGGUAGAUCCAUUUAAAGAGUCUAAAGUUGCUCUCAAAACUGUUUUAGACAAUAUUCAAAUUACGUAAAUUUACCUAAAUUUACUAUUGAUAUAUGUGAGACACAUAGUUAUUUAUUUUUAUACAUUUGUGUAUGGGAAAAAAAAAACAUCAACAUAUAAUUGUGUAAAAUUUAAAAAUUGUCGAUAUUUUACGAAGUAUGCGAGAUCUGCAAGUUACAAAUUUUUUAAAAUAAACUUUUGUGCGUAUAUAUAAUUUUUUUAAAUUA
Molecule: messenger RNA, 2194 nt
Organism: Pseudomyrmex gracilis
Lineage: Eukaryota; Metazoa; Arthropoda; Insecta; Hymenoptera; Formicidae
Gene: RanGAP
Product: ran GTPase-activating protein 1
Exons: 5
Coding region: 196-1995 (599 amino acids)
Biological process (GO): signal transduction; activation of GTPase activity; nucleocytoplasmic transport
Cellular component (GO): nucleus; perinuclear region of cytoplasm; cytosol
Molecular function (GO): GTPase activator activity; small GTPase binding
Source: RefSeq, a predicted model, not a curated record